UGGUUCGUUUCCAGCUUCUAGGGAUAAAACAGGAAAUACAACAUCCUCCUUAUUCUCCAAUAUUACUUCAGUAAAGUUUAAGUUUAAUAGAUCACUACUAUAAUCAAAUGAACAGAGGACGUCCGAAUCAGCGUUAAUUUUUCAUAUUUGUCUGGCAGUUGAACGUCACACAAGAGUUAAAAAAGUAAUAGGUUUACUCGUAUAUUUCGUAUGAUUGUACGGUGGUAGCUUCUUCUCGGUAGUUCUGCGAAAGAGAAUUUAUUUGAAUUUUGAAUUGUCGAUACUUUGGCGCACUAAUAAAGAUUAGUGGUAAAAUCUGUCAGCGAUCAUAUCAGCAGAGCGGAAAUGAGAGUGGCUAAGGUGUUCCCCAUACUAGUGCUGCCACCAGCUUUUUCUUGCAGGGAUCUGACAUCUGACCUGACAUCUGAUCCAAUCUGAUCUGACCACGGCAAAGCUGACCAUCCAACCACAUCCAACUGACAUCCAACAAUGCCUUCAGGUCCAUGCAAUCGUGCAAUCAUGAAGACGCAUACGAAAAAUGAGAAACAAUCUGAAAAUAUAGCCACAAACAAGAAGCCAUUUGAUAAGAAGAAAUAUAGACUGCAGAAGUAUAGCAAUAAAUAUAAAAUUAAUCAAUGGGAGGAGCGCCGGAAGAAAGCUAUCUUACGAGGUUUCUACAAGGAGCUUGACAAAGACCAGCAACAAAAUUUAAAGACACAAUCUGCUUCCAAAGGAGAUGGUCAUGAAGAGUUUGUAUAUUUAUUAACCUUUCUAUAAAGAAAUAUGAAAAGAGAAUAAGAUUUUAUAAAAUUCAGAACG
This is a messenger RNA of Ceratina calcarata, 819 nucleotides long. RefSeq lists its product as uncharacterized. The transcript has 2 exons. NCBI's taxonomy places the organism in Eukaryota, Metazoa, Arthropoda, Insecta, Hymenoptera, Apidae. The record is from RefSeq and is a predicted model, not a curated record. Bases 490 to 777 code for a protein of 95 amino acids.